CAUGCGCGGCUGCCCUCACGCCGCCCUUCCCCCGCCCGCUGCGGCGGCCUGGCUCCGGAGGCGGCGGCGCAGGCGGCAAGAUGGCGCUCACCAGUUUUUUGCCAGCUCCAACUCAGCUGUCCCAAGACCAGCUAGAACUAGAAGAAAGAGCAAGAGCUCAAAGAUCAAGGCAGACUGCUCUAGUCUCUUCACGGAGGGAACCUCCCCCUUACGGGUACCGGAAAGGAUGGAUACCACGGGCACUAGAGGAUUUUGGAGAUGGGGGAGCUUUCCCAGAAAUUCAUGUGGCCCAGUACCCUUUGGAUAUGGGCCGGAAGAAGAAAAUGUCCAAUGCUUUGGCUGUUCAGGUGGAUGCAGAGGGAAAAAUAAAAUACGAUGCAAUUGCUCGACAAGGACAGUCGAAAGACAAGGUUAUUUACAGCAAAUACACAGACCUUGUGCCAAAAGAGGUCAUGAAUGUGGAUGAUCCUGAACUGCAAAGACCAGAUGAGGAGGCAAUUAGAGAGAUAACAGAGAAGACAAGAGCAGCCUUGGAGAAAUCAGUCUCCCAAAAAGUUGCAGCAGCCAUGCCAGUGCGAGCAGCUGACAAACUAGCUCCUGCACAGUACAUUCGGUACACACCGUCUCAGCAAGGUGUUGCCUUCAACUCUGGAGCAAAACAGAGAGUUAUUCGGAUGGUGGAAAUGCAGAAGGAUCCUAUGGAGCCUCCAAGAUUCAAAAUUAAUAAGAAGAUUCCACGGGGACCACCUUCUCCUCCAGCACCUGUAAUGCACUCUCCUAGUAGGAAGAUGACUGUGAAAGAGCAGCAGGAGUGGAAGAUUCCUCCAUGCAUUUCAAACUGGAAAAAUGCAAAGGGUUACACCAUUCCAUUAGAUAAGCGUCUGGCUGCAGAUGGCAGAGGAUUGCAGACUGUUCAUAUCAAUGAAAACUUUGCCAAGCUUGCUGAGGCUCUCUAUAUAGCUGACAGAAAGGCUCGUGAGGCAGUAGAGAUGCGUGCCCAAGUGGAGAGGAAGAUGGCUCAGAAAGAAAAGGAGAAACAUGAGGAAAAGCUCCGAGAAAUGGCUCAGAAGGCCAGGGAGAGAAGGGCAGGGAUCAAGACCCACGUCGAAAAAGAGGAUGGAGAAGCCAGAGAAAGAGAUGAAAUCAGACAUGACCGGCGCAAAGAGAGGCAGCAUGACAGAAAUCUUUCCAGGGCAGCCCCUGACAAAAGGUCAAAGCUGCAGAGAAAUGAGAACAGAGAUAUCAGUGAAGUUAUUGCCUUAGGGGUACCCAACCCCAGGCCAUCCAAUGAAAUCCAGUAUGACCAGAGGCUAUUCAACCAAAGCAAGGGUAUGGACAGUGGCUUUGCUGGAGGAGAGGAUGAAAUUUAUAAUGUUUAUGACCAGCCUUGGAGAAGUGGCAAGGAUAUGGCCCAAAACAUCUACAGACCCAGUAAAAAUCUGGAUAAGGACAUGUAUGGUGAUGAUCUGGAGGCUCGAAUAAAGACCAACAGGUUUGUUUCAGAAAAAGAGUUUACUAACUCUGACCGUAACACAAGAGGGAGAGGCAGAGAUGGACCGGUUCAAUUUGAAGAGGAUCCCUUUGGUUUGGACAAGUUUCUUGAAGAAGCCAAGCAACAUGGUGGUUCUAAACGGCCGUCAGAUAGCAGCCGUCCUAAAGAACACGAGCACGAGAGCAAAAAGAGGAGGAAGGACUGAAUGCCUCUGCUCCUUGAGAGGCAGACAAAUGGACUACACCCUUGGACUUGACAUAAGGCAUUUUUAGUACCACGUGUAUAAGGGGACAGCAUUAUAAUGCAGCAGUUCACCCCUCUUGUUAUGUGGAUGUAUAUACACCCACAAAAUUCACAUGGCACAGCUGCCCCUGGAGCGGAGAGGAAGAGAGACCACUUGGAAACAUUGCAAAAGAGAAUUAUUCUUUACCAAGUGCUCUGACUGUGACUCCCUGUUGCCCAGCAUCUUGGGGUAAAAAUGUAGCCCCUUCCUCCAGCUGUAGUGUUUGUGGGUAGCUUUCCUUCAUCUCUUAAAAGCUUGCCUGCUGUAUAUAGUUAGGGUCUUAGGUUGUAAUGGAUCCUAGGGAGUUUGAUCCAGUGUUCCUUUAUUGUGGCUGUACAGUUUGUUUGAAUAAGAAAGGGAAACAGCUGUAUUUGGUUUUAAAACAAAUAUUCAUAGUUUCUCAAUCUUUAUUUUUGUUUCUUUACAGUCAGUGAAAUAAAGCCUCCUUCCACUGCUCACUCA
Molecule: messenger RNA, 2237 nt
Organism: Pogoniulus pusillus (Red-fronted tinkerbird)
Lineage: Eukaryota; Metazoa; Chordata; Aves; Piciformes; Lybiidae
Gene: SNW1
Product: SNW domain containing 1
Exons: 14
Coding region: 81-1697 (538 amino acids)
Biological process (GO): mRNA splicing, via spliceosome
Cellular component (GO): spliceosomal complex
Source: RefSeq, a predicted model, not a curated record